GUGGCUGCGCUGUUCCUGUGUUGUGGGGGUUUGACUGGGCAGCCAUGGAGAUCACUAGGCAGAGAUAAAUAUUGGCUGGCCAUUGGGAAGCACUGCUCUGCUCUUGAAAUACUGUCCUGGAGUCCUUCACAUCCCCUAAGAGUGCAGACAGUGCCUCAGUUUAACAUCUGAUCCAAAAAGUGGCACCCCCUGAGAGUGCCAUACUCCCUCAGUACUACAUUGAAGUGUCAGUCUAGGUUUUGUACUAAAGUGUCUGGAGUGGGAUGAACCCACAACAUCUGACACAGAUUUUAAGGACCGCCUAAACCUAAUAUAUGAAGCUAUUGAAGAAGCCGAUUUUCUGGCAAUUGAUGGAGAAUUUUCAGGAAUAAGUGACGGACCUUCAGUGACCACACUGACAAAUGGCUUGGACACACCAGAAGAAAGAUAUCAAAAGCUGAAAAAGCAUUCCAUGGACUUCCUGCUGUUUCAGUUUGGACUUUGCACAUUUAAAUAUGAUGCUGCAGAGAACAGGCACAUAAUGAAGACCUUUAACUUCUACGUGUUUCCAAAGCCACUUUCUAGAAAUUCGCCUGAUGUUAAGUUUGUUUGCCAGAGUUCAAGUAUUGAUUUUCUAGCAAACCAAGGAUUUGACUUCAAUAAAGUCUUCCGAGAUGGAAUUCCAUACUUAAAUCAGGAAGAGGAACGGCAACUUCGAGAGCAGUUAGAAGAAAAGCACCAUCAGUCUAAUGGCACAGGAACACCAUCUUUCAUUUCGCCAAACUCCACCAAAGGGCCCAUUGUCAUUCCAGAAGAACAUCGCAGUUUUAUUGAGAAAAUCGUAGAAAAGGUUGAAGACUUAUUGAAAGAUGAUAACGGAAGUAUUGAACUGGAUCCAUGUACUGGGUUCCAAAGAAAGCUUAUCUAUCAGACUUUGAACUGGAAGUUUCCGAAAGGAGCCCAUGUAGAAACGUUGGAGAAUGAAAAGAAAGAAAGGUAUAUUGUGGUCAGCAAGCUGGAUGAUGAUGAACGAAGGAGGAGAGAAGAGCAAAAACGAGCAAAAGAGCAGGAAGAAAUGAAUGAUGCUGUGGGCUUUUCCAAAGUAAUAUACGCCAUUUCAAAAUCGGGUAAACUGGUUGUGGGACACAACAUGCUGCUUGAUGUCAUGCAUACAAUUCAUCAGUUUUUCUGCUCAUUACCUGAUGAGCUAAAUGAAUUUAAAGAAGUAACAACAAGUGUUUUUACCAGGCUUCUAGAUACAAAACUCAUGGCAAGCACACAUCCUUUUAAGGAACUGAUAAUGAACACACCUCUUGCAGAGCUGGAAAAGCGAUUAAAAGAUGCACCUUUCAGACCUCCCAAAGUUGAAAGUGCUGAGGGAUUUCCGAGCUAUAACACUGCCUCAGAACAACUACAUGAAGCAGGUUAUGAUGCAUAUAUAACCGGCUUGUGUUUCAUCUCGAUGGCAAAUCAUCUAGGUUCAUUCCUCAGUCCCCCUAAAGUUUUUGUUCCUGCCAAAUCUAAACUGGUUGAACCUUUUAUUAACAAGCUGUUUCUAAUGAGAGUCAUUGACAUUCCCUAUCUGAAUCUGAGUGGGCCAGAUUUGCAACCAAAGAGGGACCAUGUUCUUCACGUGCGUUUUCCCAAGGAGUGGAAGACCAGUGACCUCUACCAACUUUUCAGUGCCUUUGGUAACAUCCAGGUGUCUUGGAUAGAUGAUACUUCAGCAUUUGUAGCAUUGAGCCAACGAGAACAGGUACAAAUUGCUGUAAACACCAGCAGGUAUGCAGAGAGUUACCGAAUCCAGACAUAUGCAGAGUAUAUUGAGAAGAAGCAGGAAGAGAAACAAACCAAACGGAAAUGGACAGAAGAAAGCUGGCGAGAAGUGGAGAGGAAGAGGCUAAAGACCCAGUAUGCUCCACAACCUUACCUUAGCCAGAUGUUUGAUUUCAGCAGAGCAAGUCCUAUUGUGGAAAAGAGAAGUAUGAGCCCUAUCCAGGAAGAGACAGCAUCUGAUGAAAUGGAAGAGGGUGAGGUUGCAAGUAAAGAUGGUGAGAGUGACUAUUCGGCCAACGACUGGAUAGACUCUUCGUUAUUGGAAAGCAGAAAAAUCAAGAAACAGAGGCAGAAAAAGGAGGAGCAGGGAAAAACUGGUAAGGGAUAUCCUGAAAUUGCCAAUUUGACGAGAGCCAUGGCAGCCUUAUUAAGACAGUUGCUUGCAGCCGUGCUCCUCCUUUUCACAAGUGUUGCUGUUGGCGUAUACUUCAGCUGAGGCAGCAGUGUAAAUACCCAGGCCAAGUUGUUUGAAGUCCCAGACACAUGGUGACAUGAAGCACGUUGGAUGAACAAAGUGGUAUCUUCCAGAUAACUCAGUGACCAGAUGCGACACUUGCAAGCCAUACUGAUCCAAGAGCUCCAAUCUUCAUGUGGUACAAGACAACUUUAAAAAGUCUCUAUGUAGAAAGUAGUUUGUUUUAACUGUACAAACACAAGCCAAUGUUACAUUAAAUGUUUUAGUCGGGUUUUUUGUCGUAUUGAGAAUUAAAUGGGGUUUGAUUGCAUUUCGAAUCUUCUAACGGUGUCAUCAGUUUCACGAGUUACAUUUCAAGCCAGUCCUGUACCACUGAUGACUUAGAGCAGCAACCAACACUGGAAGUUGCCUUGUGCCAGCUGUAUGAAAUGUUUAUUUCUGAUUCCAAAACAAAAUAAUCACUGUUCAGCACUGUUUUUUUUAUAUAUAUGUAUGUAUGUAUGUAUGUUUAUGUGUGUGUGUGUGUGUGUGUGUGUGUGUGUAUAUUACAUCAGUUGUAUCUCAAGUAAAUCUAAUGACUUAUUAUCAAUAACGUGACCUGACUUCUACAUUCAGGUUUUGUGUAUCUUUUUUAAGGGAUGCCCUAAGCAUUGUCAUCGUCCUUGCAAUAAGGACAGUGACCCUGUUGCGUGACCCUUUAGCUUAUGUUAACUGGCGUGGACUAUACUGAGCUUUCAGCCUUGUAUGUCAGAAGAUGCAUUGUGCACCAGCCUUUACUUGUAUGUAUGUGUGCGUGCAAAAGAGACUUGUUUUCUUUUUUUGGGGCAACGGUGAGUUUUGUAUCAUAUUUAAAGUUUUUGUAUCAUGAAGAACAUUGAAAUUUCAUGAAGGAAAAUUAAAGACAACUUUCUUACUACAA
Carcharodon carcharias (great white shark) is the source of this 3149-nucleotide messenger RNA. It is a transcript of the gene parn, whose product is annotated as poly(A)-specific ribonuclease (deadenylation nuclease). Gene Ontology annotation, cellular component: nucleus; cytoplasm. The record is from RefSeq and is a predicted model, not a curated record. Gene Ontology annotation, molecular function: RNA binding; poly(A)-specific ribonuclease activity; metal ion binding. Gene Ontology annotation, biological process: nuclear-transcribed mRNA poly(A) tail shortening. The transcript has 26 exons. Lineage: Eukaryota; Metazoa; Chordata; Chondrichthyes; Lamniformes; Lamnidae. Bases 452 to 2251 code for a protein of 599 amino acids.